GUUGUCGUUGAUAUGUGGCCGCAUUUGUACGUUUCGUGAUUGUUAGUGUUGCUCGUGCCCUCAUAUACGUGUGUGCGCGUGUGUGACGUCUGUAACGUUUGUGUCCGAUCCAGUGUUGUGCGCUGCGGUUUGCAUUGCUCCGGUCUGGCGCUCCUGUGCUGUUACUUGUUACAGUUGCGCUUGAUAUCUCCAAUCUCCACCUUGCAGUUAUUAAGGGCCCGCUUAUAUGUACGAUAACGGCACUCAUUCGCCUAUUGUGGUCGUUGGCGGUGAUUGCCCAUUUUGGCAGUGCAAUAGGUCGAUGAUUUCCCGAUGAGUAAGCUCGCACGGUGCGUACUGCGCAUACAGAUUGUGGUAUUGAUCAUUGCGGUCACGAGCCAUGGACGCGCGGCGCGACCGUGAGUCGGCGCGAACGCGGUGACGCUCCGGCAUGGACCGGUGCUUGGAGGUGCUCGUGCUGUGGCUCUCGAUACUCGUGGACACCAUCCUCGGGAAGAAGGCGCGUCGCAAGGAGCGCGAAGGCGAGCCGGCCGGCGACCCCAAGCUGUACCUGCAGGAAGCGCUGCUGGAACGCAAGCUGCCCGAGCUCGACAUGCGCCAGCUGGUCGAGCUGCCGCACGGGUUAGACUACAACGAGUGGCUCGCCUCUCAUACUCUGGCGCUGUUCGACCACGUGAACCUGCUGUACGGCACCGUGUCGGAGUUCUGCACGGCGGCGUCCUGUCCCGACAUGACGGGCCCCGGCGGGCGCACGUAUGCGUGGUACGACGAGCGUGGCAAGAAGUCCCGCGUGGCCGCGCCGCAGUACGUUGACUAUGUUAUGACCUACACGCAGAAGACCGUCAAUGACGAGACAGUUUUCCCCACUAAGUACGCGAACGAGUUCCCGCCGCAGUUCGAGAGCGUGGUGCGGCGCGUGGUGCGGCUGCUGUUCCACGUGGUGGCGCACAUGUACGCGGCGCACUUCCGCGAGCUAGCGCUGCUGCGACUGCACGCCCAUCUGCACCUCACGUUCGCGCACCUAACUGCGCUCGACCGCCGGUUCUCGCUGCUCGACCACAAGGAGACCGAGGUGCUGCGCGACCUGGAGGUGGCGCUGCGGCUGUCGGAGCCGGCGGGCGGCGAGGCGGAGGAGGCGUCGCCGCGGCGGCGCUCGCCGGUGGUGACGCAGCCGCUGGGCACGGCGUGACGCGCGCCCCCGCCGCCCCGCGCCCCGCGCCCCGUACUAACC
Manduca sexta (tobacco hornworm) is the source of this 1231-nucleotide messenger RNA. It is a transcript of the gene Mob2, whose product is annotated as MOB kinase activator-like 2. Gene Ontology annotation, cellular component: cytoplasm; nucleus. Lineage: Eukaryota; Metazoa; Arthropoda; Insecta; Lepidoptera; Sphingidae. Bases 431 to 1189 code for a protein of 252 amino acids. Gene Ontology annotation, biological process: signal transduction; positive regulation of protein phosphorylation. The transcript has 5 exons. Gene Ontology annotation, molecular function: protein kinase activator activity. The record is from RefSeq and is a predicted model, not a curated record.